GGAACGGCAGAAGAUGGUAACACGACUAUAAAACAUCAAGAUCAGUGUAGUAGUCUAGCACUUGAGCACUUGCCCUUUCACGCACACACGCUCCUCGUGCUCAUUCUCUCUCUCUCUCUCUCUCUCUCCCCCUCUUUCUUUGUGUGUGCGUGUUCUUUCUUCUUGUUAACCACCAGCCAUGGCCUCUAUUUCAGGAGCUUCAAUCUCCAUGUCCUCUUUCUCAAGGUCCCUUAAGCUUACCUCCCGGACGCCAAGCAAUGGUAUCUCUAGUCUCAGGUCGGUUUCACUUCCUAUUAGUGGAAGAAGCUUCCCCUCUCUUAGGUUGCAAAAGGGAGCAUCUCAUUUCCGUGUUUCCUGUGCGGCUAAACCAGAGACUCUGGACAAAGUAUGUGAAAUUGUGAGAAAUCAGCUAGCACUAGCACCUGACUCUGUUGUCAAUGGAGAGUCAAAGUUUGUUGCGCUGGGAGCUGAUUCUCUUGACACGGUUGAGAUCGUAAUGGGACUCGAGGAGGAAUUUGGAAUCAGCGUGGAAGAAGAAACAGCCCAGAGUAUUAUCACUGUUCAAGAUGCGGCAGAUCUGAUUGAGAAGCUUCUUGAGAAAAAAUAGAAGUGAUUAAAGUGGUAUAAGGACAUGGUAGUUCUAUAUUUUAUUGUCUUUUUUCUUUUUUUUAAGUUAUCUGCCUUUCAUGGAGAACUUGCAAAUCAGGCCUCGAUUUUGCGGAAGUAUCACUUUCUUUCCCCUUUUAAUGUUGGACCUUGUAAUGCAAAAACAGCAUAAUUCUGAAGGAUUCUGCUUGAUGUUUGGUGGGAGAAUGCUAUUCUGACCUGAAUGUGUGAUUCUCCUAUAUCAAGUUUUUUAUGUCAAAUCUUAAAUAAAAACAUGAUAUUUAUACUCUUUUUUAA
This is a messenger RNA of Hevea brasiliensis (rubber tree), 903 nucleotides long. RefSeq names its product acyl carrier protein 1, chloroplastic. The transcript has 4 exons. Bases 179 to 607 code for a protein of 142 amino acids. Gene Ontology annotation, molecular function: acyl carrier activity. Gene Ontology annotation, biological process: fatty acid biosynthetic process. The record is from RefSeq and is a predicted model, not a curated record. NCBI's taxonomy places the organism in Eukaryota, Viridiplantae, Streptophyta, Magnoliopsida, Malpighiales, Euphorbiaceae.